This is a messenger RNA of Ctenopharyngodon idella (grass carp), 1744 nucleotides long. RefSeq lists its product as uncharacterized. The record is from RefSeq and is a predicted model, not a curated record. Lineage: Eukaryota; Metazoa; Chordata; Actinopteri; Cypriniformes; Xenocyprididae. The transcript has 3 exons. The coding region runs from base 86 to 1744 and encodes 552 amino acids.
AGCUCAGCACACAGCGGUGCCUUACCAGCUGAAACCAGCUUCACUAGUCACUCAACGAGGAGCUGCAUAGGCAGAAUACGCAGUCAUGUUGACUGUUCUGUUGACCAUUUUAAUGUUUAGUCAAGGGCUUUCAAUGGACAGUCGUGGGACAAGUUUCAUCACUGCAUUCCCUGAGAAUAUUGCUGUUUAUUAUAAAAAGACCAUUAACCUACUCAAAAUCACCACCCUCCACCCAAACACUAUGGUCAAUGUCACCUCUAUAGCCAGCGGCAUCGUUGACACCAAAGAACGCAUCAGCAAUGGGACCAUUUUAACAGUGAAUUUGACAAAAGAGGAUGAAGAAUACCAGUUUGUAUCUUCCAAUAAGUCUUUUCGAAUCGCCAGUGAUAAAAACAUCACAGUUCUUUCUGUGAGUGGAUGGGAGGGGAGAUUCCAGUCUCAUGUUGUCCAGCCUGAACAAAAUCUCGGAACGGUGUAUCAAGUCCCCGCUCUGAAUUACACCAUGAUAGCCACGUCCUUUAGGCUGAUGAUUAUCAAUGCAAUGGACAAAGUCAACAAUGUCACCAUCAAACAGUUUGACGAAAGAGGUCAGAGCCAGGCAGAUAGCAUAACGCUCGGUCCUUACAAGCUUUUCCAGAUUCAGAUUAAUGGGACGGUGAGAGAAAUAAAUGCUACGGACAAAGUGGCUGUACUUCUGACCCAUCCGUGCUUUGACAGCAAAAACUGCUCCUGCAACAUGGUGGUGAACCAGCUCAAACCCCCAGUGACUGACGAUGAAAAGAUUCUAGCCAGAUUCCUUGUGCCCCCUAUCUUCAGUGCCAAACAGCUACUUGCGACAACAAAUCAACCCUUCAAAAUCUGUCAGGGUUUAUUUACUAAUCGUAAUUGUAUUUUGGUGCAAAAUUCUACCGACAUCCUGUCAUUAUUCCCAAAUUUUACAAACACAUCCUCGGUUAUUUCUACCAACAUGCAUAUUUCCCUCCAACUAAUCGGUCCUGGACUCAUUCUAGACCUCAUUCCAACAAGCAUGUUUUCUGGCUGCUAUCUGUUAGGUUUUAAUUCCUCACACAGUGGGGCUUUGGUGAUUGCUAAUAAAUCCAGCACUGAUGGUGUGCAAAUAAAUGAUCAGCCUUUGCCUUCAGACAUUAAAUGGAACGUUCUGAAUGGCACAGAGUACUCUUGGGCUCUGGUGGAGGCACAAGAGAUAGGCACUAUCUGGCAUCCUACUUCAAAGAUUGGUGUAUAUAUGAUAGAACGCUUGGAGUCCAACAAUAUCUAUGGGAGCCCAGCAAUAGCUAUAAAUAUGGACCCAGAUCGUAAUGGUUGUCUGGUGACUCCGGAGAUGUUUGUACUUGGUAAAGAUGAAAUGAGCUGGUUCGUGUCCCAUAAUUACUGCUUGGAAAAUGCUGAUCAGCUUGUCAGGUUUGUCGCUAAAGACACACUGGAUAAGAUGGCUUCGAACAUGACGCAACAAGAACCCACGGAGGGCUGGAUCGGUCUGCGGCGCGGCCUGUACACAGCAGAGUGGUACUGGAAAAACGAGGACAAUUUCCCAUCCACUGUGAACUUCACUUACUGGGAGGAUGGACAGCCUGAAAAACCUGAGAAAGGCUUGUGUGCCUCAGUUUCCCUGGACCCCAAAAAGAAAUUCAUGUGGAAGAGCGCACGCUGCUGUUCUAAAAAGAAACCUGUUUGCUAUAACACCCCAAAAUAUCUCACUUACAGAGAUACUGCAAUACUGUGA